CUUUUUCUCCGAUGUUCCCUUUUUCUUCUUUCUGCUCCGUUCUCGUUGUUUCAGUAUCAGCAAAUUUGACAGUUGUUCUUCUCUUUUCUGCUUAAAACUUUUUCCUCUCUUCUGCUUCAAAUCUUUCUCAAUUUGUUCAAAUCAUUUGUAACUUUUCCAUCUACUCUGAUACCAAACAGAGUCACUGUUAGUUGGUUUAUUCGUUAUUGGAUGAACGCAAUUCGUUCUCGUUGGUUUAUGAGAAUGGCAGAAGACCUUGGAAAGAGCAACCUCGAAUCCUCUGCUGCUUCUAGCAACCUCGAAUCCUCUGCUGCUUCUGUUUCCACGGCAACCUCGCGACGCUUUUGGCCUUCCGUCUUACGUUGGAUACCCACUUCCACCGACCACAUCAUCAAUUCCGAGAAGCGACUUCUCUCUCUUGUCAAGACUCCAUAUGUUCAAGAACAGAUUAAUAUUGGUUCUGGUCCACCUGAUUCCAGAGUUAGAUGGUUUCGUUCAUCGAGCAAUGAACCACGGUUUAUUAACACUGUCACAUUUGACAGUAAGGAUGACUCUCCCACUUUGGUAAUGGUUCAUGGAUAUGCCGCGUCACAGGGUUUCUUUUUUCGUAAUUUUGAUGCACUUGCCACUCGUUUCAGAGUUAUUGCUAUCGAUCAACUUGGUUGGGGUGGAUCUAGCAGGCCUGACUUUUCAUGCAGAAGCACUGAAGAAACUGAGGCGUGGUUCAUUGAUUCUUUUGAGGAAUGGAGAAAAGCCAAAAACCUGAGCAAUUUUAUACUACUAGGGCAUUCUUUUGGUGGUUAUGUUGCUUCCAAAUACGCACUUAAGCACCCCGAACAUGUAAAACACUUGAUUUUGGUGGGACCUGCUGGAUUUUCGUCUGAAUCAGAGAGAAUUACAAAGUUCUUAUCUACAUGGAAGGGAUCAAUCCUGAAUCAAAUAUGGGAAUCUAAUUUUACGCCUCAGAAAAUCAUCAGGGGUUUAGGUCCUUGGGGUCCUGAUAUGGUCCGCAAGUAUACCAGUGCCAGGUUUGUUACACAUACAACUGGAGAAAUGCUGACAGAAUCUGAAUCAAGAUUACUGACAGAUUAUGUUUACCAUACUUUAGCAGCGAAAGCUAGUGGCGAGCUGUGCUUAAAAUAUCUAUUUUCAUUUGGAGCACUGCCGAGGUCGCCUCUUCUUGACAGGGCAUCAGAGUGGAAGGUGCCCACCACUUUCAUAUAUGGUUUUCAGGACUGGAUGAAUUAUGAAGGAGCUCAAAAAGCUCGCAAAGAUAUGAAGGUUCCCUGUGAAAUACUUAGGGUUCCUCAGGCCGGGCACUUUGUGUUCAUUGACAACCCAAGUAGCUUUCAUUCAGCUGUGUUUUACGCUUGCCGAAGGUUUCUAAGUUCUGAUCCAGACCGUGAAUCCCUUCCUGAAUGGCUAAUCUCAGCAUAGAGUAUAAUAAUCUUGUUCCUCUGCACUGCUGUCUAUGAUUAUUUACAAUUUCACAAAUUAAAUUCCUUAAUUAUUUCAA
Vigna umbellata (rice bean) is the source of this 1516-nucleotide messenger RNA. NCBI's taxonomy places the organism in Eukaryota, Viridiplantae, Streptophyta, Magnoliopsida, Fabales, Fabaceae. The record is from RefSeq and is a predicted model, not a curated record.